Messenger RNA from Dreissena polymorpha, 5460 nucleotides. RefSeq names its product neurofilament heavy polypeptide-like. The record is from RefSeq and is a predicted model, not a curated record. Lineage: Eukaryota; Metazoa; Mollusca; Bivalvia; Myida; Dreissenidae. The coding region runs from base 157 to 5244 and encodes 1695 amino acids. The transcript has 22 exons.
CUUCUGUGACGUCAUAUGUUACGGAUCGUUAGAUCGCAACAAGUUUAAAAGUAAAUCGGAAGGCAAAACAGCUGAUCUCAAAUUGUAAAAGAUAUAGAGCGGGAACGCUCCCUGCAUUAGCGACCUUCGCUUAGGCGUGUACAAUCAGAUACCGUGAUGGCGACGGCGGAGAAACAAUACUGGAGGAAGCGACUUCCGCCGAGGUUCCAGCUGACGUUGGAACGGGUGGCUCGAGUCUUGGUCCGAGACAACCCGGAUGACCUCCUGUUAUACGCGGCAGAUUAUCUCGAGAAAUUAGUGCGCGAAGAACAAGCCGAACGACAGGCUCUUCCGGCGCACUCCUACCUGAUGCAGCUUCUGGAGAGGCGCGAAGCUGCGUCCAAGGCCAGCCACGCCGUCACUAAGCGCUCAGAGGCCGCCGUCUCCUCAGAGAAAGCAUCAGUGCCUGUUGCUGAAGCCAGUCAAGAAUCUCCACCCCCUAAAGUAGACGAGGCCCCUAAAAGAGCAUCAUCAAAAGCACUAGCCGCGAAGCCAUCCCAGGAGCGACAAGAAAAAUCGCAGAGCGUAGUCGUGCAAUCAAAGACUACAACUGAAGCCAGUCAAGAAUCCCCGCACCUUAAACUAGACGAGGCCCCUAGAAAAGCACCCUCAAUAGCAGUUGCUGGGAAGCAAUCCGAGGAGCGACGAGCAAAAUCACAGAGCGUUAUCGCGCAAUCAGAGACUACAGCUGAAGCCAGUCAAGAAUCCCCGCACCUUAAAGUAGACGAGGCCCCUAGAAAAGCACCCUCAAUAGCAGUUGCUGGGAAGCAAUCCGAGGAGCGACGAGCAAAAUCACAGAGCGCUAUCGAGCCUGUAGCUAAAGCCAGUCAAGAUUCUCCGCCCUCUAAACUAGACGAGGCCCCUAAAAGAGCACCAUCAACAGCAGUAGCCGCGAAGCCAUCCGGGGAGCAACGAGCAAAAUCGCAGAGCAUUAUCGGGCCUGUAGCUAAAGCCAGUCAAGAAUCUCAGCCCUCUACACAAGUCGAGACCCCUAAAAGAGCACCAUCAACAGCAGUAGCCGCAAAGCCAUCCGGGGAGCAACGAGCCAAAUCGCAGAUCGUUAUUGAGCCUGUAGCUACAGCUAUUCAAGAAUCUCCGCCCUCUAAACAAGACGAGACCCCUAAAAGAGCAUCAUCAAUAGCAGUAGCCGCGAAGCCAUCCGAGGAGAAACGAGCAAAAUCGCAGAGCAUUAUCGCAGAGCCUGUAGCUAAAGCCAGUCAAGAAUCUCCGCCAUCUAAACCAGACGAGGCCCCUAAAAGAGCAUCAUCAAUAGCAGUAGUUGCGAAGCCAUCCGGGGAGCAACGCGUAAAAUCGCAGAGCGUUAUCGAGCCUGUAGCUACAGCUAUUCAAGAAUCUCCGCCCUCUAAGCAAGACGAGACCCCUAAAAGAGCAUCAUCAAUAGCAGUAGCCGCGAAGCCAUCCGAGGAGCAACGAGCAAAAUCGCAGAGCAUUAUCGCAGAGCCUGUAGCUAAAGCCAGUCAAGAAUCUCCGCCAUCUAAACCAGACGAGGCCCCUAAAAGAGCAUCAUCAAUAGCAGUAGCCGCGAAGCCAUCCGGGGAGCAACGCGUAAAAUCGCAGAGCGUUAUCGAGCCUGUAGCUACAGCUAUUCAAGAAUCUCCGCCCUCUAAACAAGACGAGACCCCUAAAAGAGCAUCAUCAGUAGCAGUAGCCGCGAAGCCAUCCGAGGAGCAACGAGCAAAAUCGCAGAGCAUUAUCGCAGAGCCUGUAGCUAAAGCCAGUCAAGAAUCUCCGCCAUCUAAACCAGACGAGGCCCCUAAAAGAGCAUCAUCAAUAGCAGUAGCCGCGAAGCCAUCCGGGGAGCAACGCGUAAAAUCGCAGAGCGUUAUCGAGCCUGUAGCUACAGCUAUUCAAGAAUCUCCGCCCUCUAAACAAGACGAGACCCCUAAAAGAGCAUCAUCAGUAGCAGUAGCCGCGAAGCCAUCCGAGGAGCAACGAGCAAAAUCGCAGAGCAUUAUCGCAGAGCCUGUAGCUAAAGCCAGUCAAGAAUCUCCGCCAUCUAAACCAGACGAGGCCCCUAAAAGAGCAUCAUCAAUAGCAGUAGCCGCGAAGCCAUCCGGGGAGCAACGCGUAAAAUCGCAGAGCGUUAUCGAGCCUGUAGCUAAAGCCAGUCAAGAAUCUCCACCCUCUAAACAAGACGAGGUCCCUAAAAGAGCAUCAUCACUAGCAGUAGCCGCGAAGCCAUCCGUGGAGCAACGAGGCAAAUCGCAGAUCGUUAUCGACCCUGUAGCUAAAGCCAGUCAAGAACAUUCGUCCCCUUAUCUAAACGAGGUCACUAAAAGAGCAUCAUCAAUAGCAGUAGCCGCGAAGCCAUCCGGGGAGCAACGAGCGAAAUCGCAGAGCGUUAUCGAGCCUGUAGCUAAAGCCAGUCAAGAGGCCGCUAAGAAAGCACCAUCGAUAGCAGUGGUCAAGAAACCAUCCGAGGAGCAACGUGGAAAAUCGGAGAGCACACUCGCGUCAUCAGAGCCUGCAGCUGAAGCCAGUCAAGAAUCUCCGCCCGCUAAAGUAGACGAGGCCCCUAAAAGAGCAUCGUCAACAGCAGUAGCCGCGAAGCCAUCCGGGGAGCAACGAGCAAAAUCGCAGAGCGUUAUCGAGCCUGUGGCAAAAACAAGUCAAGCAUAUACGCCCCCUAGAAGAGCAUCAAUAGCAGUAGCCCAAACGCCAUCCGAGGAGGGACGAGCAAAAUCGCAGAGUAUUAUUGCGGUAUCAGCGCCUGAAGCUGAAUCUAGUCAAGAAACUUCAUCCCAUAAACUAGACGAAGCCGCUGGAAGUGCACCAUCAAUAGCAAUAGCCGGAAAACCAUCCGAGGAGCGACAAAGAAAAUCGGAGAGCGCAAUCGCUACGACCACUAUGGCCCAGACUGGACACGUUCAGUUGAUAGUUGAUUUCGACAACGAAAGAGCGAGAGCGGACACGCCCUUUGCAGAGGAAACUGUAAAAAUUGCACUCGAACAAAGCCGAAACGAACUGGUCGCCGAGUCGAUAGAAAUACUGGAACAGUCUAAGUCUGAUACUGCUCCAAACGAAUUGCUACCAAAUGAGCCACCGGCAGCUAAUGAUAGUGAAGGGUCCAAACCCGAGGAGACCUCUCAUGAAAUCGAAUCAAAGUCCGUAGCUAUCGAAGAUGAAUGCAGCCUUGUUACAACAGCGCCAGUUGAAAGUGCACCUCAAGAAGAACCAGAAACAAAUGAAAAACACAUCGUUCAGGAGGAAUCAAUAAAAACAGACCAAGAUCAAGGGGACCAAUCCGACAAACCAACGCCCGUGGGAAGCGACGGUGGCAACAGUGAUGCUCAUUCAAGUCCAGAAACCACAAAUGUGAUCGAGGAAUCGUGUGAUAUGGUAACCGAGGUGUCGCAAGAACAAUCUGCGGAAAUCAAGCAGGAACAGACUCAAGAAGAAACUCCAGAAGAAGUUUCCGAAAAAGAAGCAAAACCCGAAACAAAGGAGGAAAGUGAAAAGCAUGAGUCACAUGUAGAACCGGAACCACCUGCUGCACAGGAUACACAAGAAGAAUAUGAACAAGCAGCUGAACAGACGCCAGUAGAACAUGAACAAGGAAUUGAAAAGGAGCCACAAGUAGAACCUGAACAAGCAGCUGAACAGAAGACACAAGUAGAAACUGAACAAGCCCCUGAACAGGAGACACCGGCAGACCCUGAACAAGCUGGUGAACAGGAGACACAAGCAGAGCCUGAACAAGCCGCUGAACAGGAGACACCAGUAGAAUCUGAGCAAGUGGCUGAAUAUGAGACACCAGCAGAACCUGAACAAGCAGCUGGACAGGAGACACCAGUUCAACCUGAACAAGCUGCUGAACAGGAGCCACAAGUAGAACCUGAACAAGCUGCUGAACAGGAGACACCGGCAGAACCUGAACAAGCCGCUGAACAGAAGACACAAGUACAAUCUGAACAAGCUGCUGAACAGGAGAAACCAGUAGAACCUGAACAAGCUGAUGGACAGGAGACACAAGCAGAACCUGAACAGGCCGCUGAACAGAAACAAGAGACACCAGUAGAACCUGAACAAACUGCUGAACAGGAGACACCAGUAGAACUUGAACAAGCUGCUAAAGAUGAAAAACAAGAAGAACCUGAAAAAGCUACUGAACAGGAGACGCGAGUAGAACCUGAACAGACAACUAAACAGGAGACACCAGUAGAACCUGGACAAGCUGCUGAACAUGAGACACCAGUAGAACCUGAACAAACAGAAGAACAGGAGACAAUAGUAGAACCUGAACAAGCUGCUGAGCAGGAGACAACAGUAGAGCCUGAACAAGCGACUGAACCGGACACAUCAGUUGAACCUGAACAAGCAGCUGAAGCGGAGACACUAGUAGAAUCAGAACGAGCAACUGAACAUGAGACACAAGUAGUAUCUGAACAAAGUGCUGAACCGGAGACACGAGAACAAUCUGAACAAGCAACGGAACAGGAGAACGAAGCAGCAUCAGAACAAGCAACUGAGGCGGAACAAAAACAACCAGUGGAAUCCGAACAAGCAACCGAACAAGCAAAUUCAGAAGAACCAGAAAAGGUAACUGUGCACGUUACAUCAGCAGAUUCGGAACCGGCAGCUGAGGAAGAAAAUCAAAAAGAACCUGAGGAGACAACAUGUCAAGAACAAAUAGAAGAGUCGGAACAAUCCGUUGAACCUGAGCAAAAAACUGUGCAGGAACAAUCGGUCGAAUCUAGCCACGCAACUGCGCAAGAACAAUCCGUAGAACUUGAACAUGCAACUCAACAAGAACAACCGGUAGAGUCCGAACAAGGGACGCAACAUGUAGAAGAACUAUCAAGAGAACCUGAAAAAUUAUCAGCUCAAGAACAACCAGCAGAAUCCGAACCAGAGCCCGAACAGCCAACUGAACAAGACCAAUUCGUAGAGUCUGAACAAGUUACUGGACAAGAAAAAACAACAGAAUCUGAACAAACAAAUGAAGACGAAACUGCACAAGAGGCCUCUACAGAACCUGAACAAACGACUGUUCCUGAACAGGCGGCAGAGGUCGAAAACGUGACACCACAAGACAAUACUAUGGAACCACAAAAUGUGGAUGCGUCUGAAGGGAAUGAAGUACCAGAAGCAGUGGAUGUUCAACCGAGGUCCGAAGAAGGCAUAAGUGAUGAGCAGGCAGGGGAGCAAGAUACAGCCAAUGACUUGGUUUCCGAAUCUUCUUAAACUGGAGUGACAUUUACCAAUAUGAAAUCAAUUUGUAAACAACAUUAUUUCCCACAUGUAUUGCACUUUUGUUUGUCAUAUAUAUUUGCAUAUUCUUUCUAUUAUCUAUUAUCUAUAAUAGCUGCUUUGCAUAAUUUCACUAGCAUGGUGACUUGUUUAAAUACAUAUAUUUAUUUCUUACUAAUAUCAAUAAAUCAUUAAAACCGUAGAAAUGUA